CCCUGUUUCUUCCUGACACGGUUCAGUCUCCAGUCUCCUCAGAGGAAUGCGGCUCUCGCAGCUGAACUGAACCUGAAUCUCGAGGCAUCGCUCCCUUCACAUCAUGGCUGGCUUCAGGCAAGAGGAUGUGGAGUUGUUUUAUGAGAUGGAAGAGGAGCUGGGCAGUGGACAGUUUGCCAUUGUUCGCAAGUGCAAGGAGAAGAGCACAAGCAUCGAGUACGCGGCCAAGUUCAUUAAGAAGCGGCGGCUGUCGUCCAGCCGGCGGGGGGUGAGCCGCGAGGAGAUAGAGCGAGAGGUCAACAUCCUGCGGGAGAUUCAGCACAGCAACAUCAUCACUCUGCACGACAUCUUUGAAAACAAGACGGACGUGAUCCUGAUCCUGGAGCUGGUGUCCGGAGGAGAGCUCUUUGACUUCCUGGCUGAGAAGGAGUCUCUGUCCGAGGAGGAGGCCACUCAGUUCCUCAAACAGAUCCUGGAUGGCGUUCAGUAUCUUCACUCCAAACGCAUCGCCCACUUUGACCUCAAGCCUGAGAACAUCAUGCUGCUCGACAAGAACGUCCCAAAUCCCAGGAUCAAACUGAUCGACUUCGGGAUCGCUCAUCAGAUAAAAGCAGGAAACGAGUUCAAGAACAUCUUUGGAACGCCAGAGUUUGUCGCGCCAGAAAUAGUAAACUAUGAGCCACUUGGACUGGAGGCGGACAUGUGGAGCAUCGGAGUGAUCACGUACAUUCUGUUGAGUGGUGCUUCGCCGUUCCUUGGUGAGACCAAGCAGGAGACCCUGACCAACAUCUCAGGCGUCAACUAUGACUUUGAUGAGGAGUAUUUCAGCAACACCAGCGAGCUCGCCAAAGACUUCAUACGCCGCCUGUUGGUCAAGGAUCCAAAGAAGAGAAUGUCGAUUAAUGACAGUCUUCAGCAUCCCUGGAUUAAGGUGAUCAAGAGGAGGAACGUGCGUCCAGAGGAGAGAGACCACAAGCCGGAGCGCCGGCGCCUGAAGACCACUCGUCUGAAGGAGUACACCAUUAAGUCUCACUCCAGCAUGCCGCCGAACAACACCUAUGUCAACUUUGAGCGCUUCUCCCAGGUGCUGGAGGAGAUCGCGGCGGCAGAGGAAGGCCUGAAGGACCUGGAGCGCAACCAGCGCUCGUGCCAAGAGGAUGUGGCGGCGCUACUGUCCAUCUACGAAGAGAAAGAGGGCUGGUACAAGGAGGAGAACCAGAGCAUCUCCAGUGACCUGAGCCACAUCCGCCAGGAGCUGCAGCGCUCCCAGACCCAGCGCAAGAAGUGCCAGGAGGAAGCCCGAGGCACCAUGCAGGCUGCCAACAUCCUCAAGCGCAAGUUUGGGCGCCUGGAAAACCGCUACGAUGUCCUGGCCGAGCAGGUGGCCUCCGAGGUCCGCUGGGUGGAGGAGCUGGUCAAGUCCAUAUCUGCAGAGAGGGACGGGCUCAGCUCUGGCAGCAUGCCCUGAGCUGAGCUGGGCUCACGUCCAACAAAGACACUUUUAAUCUCAAGUAUCGUCCUGCCCGUCUUCUCCGCAUGCGUCACACACGGCAGCGUGUGAGUGGGUCAGUCGUCCUCAUAAGCUAGGCAGCUGCUUCCAAUCAGGAAAGAUGUUCCGCCAUUUUAGUGCUACAUCGAGAGAAACCAGCAAGAAGCAGAGAAGCAAUAUACUGAACCCAUUCCCUAUUGAAGAGGCUCAUUCCUGUGUUUUAUACAUUAAUUUAUAAUUUUAAAGAUUUCACGUACUGUAUUGCAGCUGUCAUGCAUCCAAUUUCACAAAAUCUUUUGCAAACCACAUUGGGAUUCUGUCGGUUUUGUAAAUAGUUUUAGUUUUUUUUUCUCUUCAGACGCUAAAUUCAGCUGAAUUUUCAAGAGCUUUAAAAGUCAUUGACGAGCUGAUUGAAGUCAGGGGUGUUUAUUUACCAUUUACAUGCAUUUUAGAUUUGAUUGCAGCUGAUUUUAAAUCUUUAAUUCUGUCAUAUGUUGGAAAAGAGCAUUGACUGUAACGGAUGAAAUAAAUCCAAACUGAGUAUAGAAGAGUUAGAGCAACACUUUAGUUUACCGGUCCAUUAUUUUGGAAAUUUUGGAAGUACCACAUACGUUGGUUAAAGAAAUACAGGGAAAAUAGUCCAUUCAAAUCUAAGUAAAUAUUUAUGAAUUAUUUGUUUAUCAUGGCACACUGUAUCCUUUUAUAUAUUUUUUAAUUGCUUGUUCUAAGUGAUAUUUCCCCAUUUACCUGCUGUCAUUGGUUUACCAGCUGAUAUCAUUUGAAAGCCUCCCUCAGAACUUACUUUGAAACUAAUCCGAAUUGAUGGACCUGUAGAAUAAAGAUGUUACCGGGUUUGAGAAUGUACAAGCUCACCUUUGCGGUGCCUCUAAACUGAUGAUAUUUCUAUCACAUUGAUAUCGCUCGAUGUCUUAAACGCAACAACUUUUGCACAGUAUCCUUGUUAACCAAAUCAUGUGUGGGGAAACUUUCUUUGUGAACUGUAUCUCUUCUUAGUUUUUCUGUUUCCAUUCAGACCAUCCCUGCACACCUGAAACAUUCCACCGUUAAGUUUCACAUCCUGGCAACACAUUCCCCAUGUCGAGCAUAGAACGUAAAUGACGUAGUCAAUAGUACUUUUCAGUAGAGAGCUGUACUCCUUUGCACUUAAACAAUUAUAGCAAUGUUCCAAAAUAUAUUUUGAUUUGUGAAGAUGUAAAAAUGGCCUGUCUGGGUUUGUGUCAAAUAAACAAAGUUAUAACUGUAA
Molecule: messenger RNA, 2753 nt
Organism: Platichthys flesus (European flounder)
Lineage: Eukaryota; Metazoa; Chordata; Actinopteri; Pleuronectiformes; Pleuronectidae
Gene: dapk3
Product: death-associated protein kinase 3
Exons: 9
Coding region: 104-1468 (454 amino acids)
Biological process (GO): positive regulation of apoptotic process; intracellular signal transduction; protein phosphorylation
Cellular component (GO): nucleus; cytoplasm
Molecular function (GO): ATP binding; protein serine/threonine kinase activity
Source: RefSeq, a predicted model, not a curated record